AGUGAAUAAAACCAAAAGCAUUUCCUUAAAAAUCACAGGUUUUCUGCUGUAAUUGAGAACAACACCCACCACACACCUGUACAUUUGCUGCAGAGCUGACCAGAAAUAUUAACCUUUCACAAACACAUUUUAAAUGCUCUGUGUAAAAUGCAUAUGAAAGCGCUGCGGUUUUUUAUUUAAAACACGUUUGCUUUGGCUGCGACACACCAAUUCUUGGACGUUUACUGCUUAAUUUAGUAUAUGCAACGCAGAUACCCGUUACCCCGUGAAGUAAGUUUUAUAACCCCGUUUUUAUCUCCUUUUCUCCCGGGGGCCGGCACAGGAGCUCACCCCCCGCCCGCCCGCUAAGAUGGCGGAGGCGCAGCGCAGAAAGCCGGAGGGCUCCGCCAUGUUGCGGAGCGGCGCGGAGAUUUAAAAAUGUCUGACCAGAAAAUUAUUGUACACAGAGCCCGUUGUAUCGAAAAGCUACUCUCUGGAAACAAUUUCCAAGAUAUUGAGGAUCAUCUUAAAGAGCUUGAAGAUGUUGAUAUGACUAUCGAAUAUCUUCAGGGGACAGAAGUUACCAAGGCUGUAUACAGAGUACUCAAGAGCUGCCCUUCAGUAGAGUUGAAGAAGAAAGCAAAGCAGCUAUUGUCGAAGUGGAAGGCACUUUACAAGAAUAACUGUGUUCAGUCAGUGCAAGUUAAGAAGUCAGUUUCUGGAAAUGUGAAAGAGGAACUUGAACAUCUCAGUGUGACUCCUGGAGAACAGUUGCUGUCUGAAGGACCAAGUCAGCAGGAAGUAUUAGAUGCUGCCCCUUCUCAAGUUUUGGUCCCAUCACAAUCUGUUAAAAAUGUGGUAUGCAGUCAGCCAGAAGGUAGCUUGGAACAGCUCUCCCCUUUUGAGGACCAAUGUAUUGAUAACAGAGAUUCUAAACCUCUUGUUAAUGAAGUAAGCUUGCAGCAGGAUCACGUGAGAGCUCUGAGGUGUAAAUGUGCAGAUCUUCUUUAUAAAGCUAUGAGUGAUUCUGCCAAAGACAAAGAAGAAACUGAUAAAUGGCUAGAGCUAUCUAAAGAAAUCGAAGAACAUAUUUUUGCUCUUCAUUCUAAAAAUGACAGGAAGUAUAAAAAUUGCAUCAGAAGUAAAAUCUCUAACCUGAAGAACCCUAAAAGUAGCCACUUAAAAUGUAACCUUUUUUCAGGGACUUUGAGUCCAAAGGCUUUUGCUGAGAUGACAGUGAUGGAAAUGGCCAGUGAUGAACUGAAACAGCUCAGGGCCCUGUACACAGAGUCAUCUGUGCAGGAACAUCAGCUUCCACACGUUAUUAACGGCACUCAGACAAACAAAAUAAAGUGUAGGCGCUGUGAAAAAUUUGAUUGUACUGUCACUAUGAUUGCCAGAGGAACUCUCUUUCUUCCAGGUUGGGUGCGAAACACAAAUCCAGAUGAACAAAUGUUGACUUACGUUAUUUGUAAUGAAUGUGGAGAACAAUGGUAUCACAGCAGAUGGAUUUGUUUGUAAUGCUGUCCUGUCCUGUGGUGGUUUUACUCGGGUGGGCAGCUGAGUUUGUAGAGCAGGCCCUGGGCCAGAGCUGCAGCCUGUGGAGAGGAGCCCACGCAGGAGCAGGGGGUCUGGGGGGAGCUGUUGCCCGUGGGGGAUCCAGGUUGGAGCAGUUUGCUCCUGAGGGAUGGACCCCGUGGUACGGACCCAUAUCUGGAGCAGUUCUUGAAGAGCUGCUGCCUGUGGGCAGCCCACGCUGGAUCAGUUCGGCAAGGGCUGCAUCCCGUGGGAGGGACCCCACAGCACAGGGAGGGACCGUGAAGGAGCGGCGGAGAAGAAGCGCUAUAGACUGACCAUAACCCCCAUUUCCCCCUUCCCCUGUGCCGCUCAGGGGGAGGAGGUGGAAGAGGGCAGAUGGGGGAAGUCGUUUUUGGUUUCUUUCCUUUGUUUCUCACUUCUCUAGCUUGUUACUAAUUGGCAAUAAAUCUUACUACUGUCUCCCUACUCUGAGUCUGUUUUGCCCGUUACAAUAAUUGUUGAUCCCUGUCCUUAUCUCAAACCUUGAGCUCCUUGUGUCAUAUUUUCUCCCCCUUCCUCUUUGAGGAGGGGGAGUGAAAGAGGUGCAACUCAGCUGCCCACCCGAGUAAAACCUCUACAUAUCACUCUUCAAGAAGUAGUUGAGAAAUGUAUAUAAGAGAAGGUGUCUCUUGAAACCGCAUAAUUUAAGAUUUUAUGUUGACACUGUAGUUGCAAUUAAAAAUUGCAAAAAAAGGUUUUAUAAAAAUUGCUGUUAUUUUUGAAGAUGAUCUGAACAAAUGUGUUUUUUUUAUAAGUAGAAGUAUGUAGUUUUGUAUAUGUAGAAGUAUGUAUUUUGGUGUGUUUAAAAAAUCUAUUAAAAUCUAUUAAAAAUGGUUAAAAUAUUAAAAUGGUUAAAAUAUUAAAAUUAAAUUAAAAUAAUAAAUUA
Molecule: messenger RNA, 2443 nt
Organism: Cygnus atratus (black swan)
Lineage: Eukaryota; Metazoa; Chordata; Aves; Anseriformes; Anatidae
Gene: TCEANC
Product: transcription elongation factor A N-terminal and central domain containing
Exons: 2
Coding region: 418-1500 (360 amino acids)
Biological process (GO): DNA-templated transcription
Cellular component (GO): nucleus
Source: RefSeq, a predicted model, not a curated record